AAAAUUCAAAGUCCUAGCAGUAGCACUAUAAUUAUAAGUUUCUUUGUGCUCUCAAUUCUCAACCUUGUCCAUCAAACAGUUUAGUUUGUCUUGUAUAUCUAUUAGCUACUAGCUAGCUAGCAAUUUUCCCAAGAUGAGGAUGAGUACGGGGAAUAACAAGUCUCUCAACAUUCGUGUUGCAAAAUUUGUGGCAACCUUUGUCAUGAUGAUGAUGAUGAUGGUGCCCAAAAUUGUGAGCGCCCAAAGCGAUGUUCCCGUAGCUGACAUAGUCACACCAGAAUUCUUCAAUGGUAUAAUUGAUGAGGCAGAUGCUAGUUGUGCAGGGAAGAACUUCUACUCACGAGAUGCUUUCCUCAAUGCUCUCAAUUCCUACAAUCAAUUUGGUAGGCUUGAUACUGUGGAUGACUCUAAGCGUGAGAUUGCAGCUGCUUUUGCCCAUUUCACCCAUGAAACUGGACAUUUUUGCUACAUCGAAGAGAUUGAUGGUGCAUCAAAGGACUAUUGCGACGAAACCAACACCCAAUACCCAUGCGCCCCUAACAAAGGGUACUAUGGGCGUGGACCUAUCCAACUAUCAUGGAACUUCAACUAUGGACCAGCAGGGCAGAGCAAUGGUUUCGAUGGAUUGAAUGCUCCAGAGACAGUGGCCAAUGACCCUGUGGUAUCUUUCAAGACAGCAUUAUGGUACUGGAUGGAAAAUGUGCGCCCUGUGAUAAACCAGGGAUUUGGCGCAACCAUAAGGGCUAUCAAUGGCAAACUUGAAUGUGAUGGUGCCAACCCUGACACAGUUCAGGCUCGGGUUAAUUAUUACACGCAAUACUGUUCACAACUCGGUGUUGCUCCUGGUGACAAUCUUACUUGCUAAUUUAUUUGCUGGCUGUACCAAACGUAUAUCCAUGUUUGGAUAUGUUAUGGUAUGACAUUAUGUCAUACAUAUUCAGUUAUAAUAAAAUAAUAAAUAAGA
Gastrolobium bilobum is the source of this 964-nucleotide messenger RNA. Its product is annotated as endochitinase PR4-like. Gene Ontology annotation, molecular function: chitinase activity. Lineage: Eukaryota; Viridiplantae; Streptophyta; Magnoliopsida; Fabales; Fabaceae. Gene Ontology annotation, biological process: carbohydrate metabolic process; chitin catabolic process; cell wall macromolecule catabolic process. The transcript has 2 exons. Bases 134 to 865 code for a protein of 243 amino acids. The record is from RefSeq and is a predicted model, not a curated record.